CGGCGGGGCCGGAUGGCUGCGCUCGGCAGCUUCGUGGCGGUCCGCGGGGCGCCCGGGCCUUGGCGGUGGGCUGUCUGCGCAGCCGGGGGACUCCGGGGCCGCCAUCCCGGGAGGGGCUAUGCUGCGGGCCCGGCGCAGGUCAAGCAGCUGGUAGACGACUGUGCCAGGACUUCAAGCCAGAGCCCGCCCACCUUUGGUUUCCUGCUGGACAUCGAUGGAGUGCUGGUGCGGGGCCACAGAGUGAUUCCCGCCGCUCAGGAAGCCUUCCGCAGGCUGCUGAACUCCCAGGGGCAGCUGCGGGUGCCCGUGGUCUUUGUCACGAAUGCUGGGAACAUCUUACAACAUGGCAAAGCCCAGGAGCUGUCAGCCCUGCUGGGGUUCAAGGUGGAGCCAGACCAGGUUAUUCUCUCUCACAGCCCCAUGAAGCUCUUCUCACAGUACCACAAGAGGCGGAUGCUGGUGUCUGGUCAGGGACCCCUGGUGGAAAAUGCACGAGUACUGGGCUUCGAGAAUGUGGUUACUGUGGACGAGCUGCGGACGGCCUUCCCUGUGCUUGACAUGGUGGAUCUCCAGCGGCGGCCGAAGACCACACCCGUUCCAAGGAACGACUUCCCUGCCAUUGAAGGGGUGCUCCUCCUUGGGGAGCCAGUCCGCUGGGAGACAAGCCUGCAGCUGAUCAUGGAUGUCCUUCUCAGCAAUGGGAACCCCGGGACUGGUCUGGCGACGGCCCCCUAUCCCCAUCUCCCUGUCCUGGCCAGCAACAUGGAUCUCCUUUGGAUGGCUGAAGCCAAGAUGCCGAGGUUUGGCCACGGCACCUUUCUGCUGUGCCUGGAAACCAUUUACCGGAAAAUGACGGGCAAAGAGCUGAGAUAUGAGGGCCUGAUGGGCAAACCCAGCAUCCUCACUUACCAGUAUGCGGAGGAGCUGAUCAGGCAGCAGGCUGAGAGGCGGGGCUGGGCCGCCCCCAUCCAGAAUCUCUAUGCUGUAGGUGAUAACCCUAUGUCUGAUGUCUACGGUGCCAACCUGUUCCACCAGUACCUGCAGAUGGCGAAGCAAGGUGGGGCACAGGAGCUGGUGGUCGGCGGCCUGUGGAGGCAGCGUCCCUCAGCCACCCAGAGCUGCGCCUCCAUCCUGGUGUGCACGGGCGUGUACAGUCCCGAGACCCUGGCGCCUACCGAGCCUGCCGAGGGGGGAGAAGAGCCACCCUUCCAUGGGCACCGGGACUUCUGCUUCAGUCCAGGGCUCAUGGAGGCAUCCCACAUUGUGAAUGACGUGGACGAGGCUGUGCAGCUGGUUUUCCACAAGGAGGGCUGGGCUUUAUAGUGAGGGCCGGGCAUUGGAGGCCAGGGGGCAGGAGGGAGCCUGGAGCUCUAGGGGGUCCUGUUGGCUGGCUCUGGCCCAGAUCACUGGGCAUCAAGUCAGGGCCUGCUCCUGUGACACUCUUCUUGGUGCCCCACAGUGUGAUAUUACUGGUCACUUGGAAGAAGACAGUGGCUUUUUUUCUGCUGGUCAGUUGCCACAGAAUUGUAUCUUGGGUAGCAUUUUGGGUAGAACUAUCAGGAUUUUUUGGGCCUAAUUCCUUUCUGCCUCUCCUGGCACUCUGACCUCAGGCUAGUCCCUUUACCUGUGUGCCUCAGUUUCCUCAUUAUUUCGGUAGGGACUUCUGAAAAAUGGGGAGGUGGUGGAAAGGGGAAUAAUGUGGAAAUUUCUGCAGGGCCUCUGCCCACAUUGAAGGAACCACUGCAUGCCAGCAAGGAGUGUAUAACACUCAGAUACCACUUCUUAUUGUAUUUUAGCUUAUUGCCCAGAGACUUUGGGCCUUAUUUUUUUUAAUUAAAAUAAUCAUAAUAAAUAUUCAUUAUACUGUC
Messenger RNA from Diceros bicornis minor, 1868 nucleotides. RefSeq names its product haloacid dehalogenase like hydrolase domain containing 5 (gene HDHD5). The transcript is spliced from 9 exons. Gene Ontology annotation, biological process: glycerophospholipid biosynthetic process. Gene Ontology annotation, cellular component: mitochondrion. The record is from RefSeq and is a predicted model, not a curated record. The coding region runs from base 13 to 1323 and encodes 436 amino acids. Lineage: Eukaryota; Metazoa; Chordata; Mammalia; Perissodactyla; Rhinocerotidae.